AAUUUCAACUGAACUUCAUUUCAAUUUUGCAUUAAAACAUUUAGAGUCAAUCGGUCAACAGUUACAUACUCUUACACUUACACUUUCUACCCUGUUCAUGAUCAUUGACUGGGCCAGGGUAUUGCUGUGUCUCGGCACAGCUUUACCUCACAUUUUUAACACAACUUACACAUUUUUUUACAUCAUCAUCAUCCUAAAUAACCAAAAUUAAAACAAUACAACAUUGGGUUAGCAUCAAUAGAAACCGAAGUACCCAAAAGAUUGAAUUAGAUUUCAUUUUCUGGGGAAAGCAUUUGCAGGCAGCCAACUUCAAAUUGCAUCAUUUAUAAUAAGACACGAAGAAACCAAGCAGAUCGAGAAUUUUCCCAAAGAUGUAUGAAGAUAAAAGCCUUAAGAAAAUGAAAAAUAUUGACCAAUCGAAUUAUUCCGAACGAGGACCGAAAAAUUUCAAGAAGUCGAAGAUAUAAUGGAUCCUGAAUUAACUGUAACAACCAAAGAAUCAACUUCAAGCUAGAUACAACGAGAAAAAUGGAAAAAUUGAAUCAGAUUGAAAAUUAGAAUUGGAUAUGAAUGGCAACUGUGAUAAAUAAUUGUGUUUGUGUGUUUUUAUAUAGUGCGCGAGUGUGUUUAUAUAGUGCGGGAGUAUGAAGUAUAGUGUUUUAAAAUAAUCAACAACUAUUUAGAAGUACAGAAGACAGAAGACUGAAAAUAAAUGGAAUUGGAUACAUCUCAGAAAGAGAAAUGAAAUAAAAAUGGAAAUGGUUAAAUGCUGAUAUCAACUUAUAGUGAUGUGUUGUGAAUUAUUAAUAGUGUGCGAGUGUUGAAGUAUAUUGUGCGGGCCGUUAUACAAGUGUUAGUGCGAGUGCGGGAGUGCCGUGAAAUAUUUAAUAAUUUUUUUACAGAUCAACAGUUUGCACGAUUGCACGAAAAGUCAAUACAAAGUCACUGUUUGAAAUAGUCAUAUUGCACGUUGUUAUUUUUCGUUUUUGAAUGCGAAACAAGAAGAUUCUUCCAUCCGAGGACUAAGAUGAGAUGAGGCGUUCUUUUGAUAUAAGGCACAUUUCAAAAGAAGUUGAGAAGAAGCCGAAGAAGUAAAUGUGAUCCGUCCACGCCGAGGUCGAUCCUGAGUCUCGGCUCUGCUAUCUUUCCGCCUUUGUGGGUCAGGGCCUGAUGUGUAUACCCAUCAAGGAAUGGUUCCUACCCUCGCAAAGCUGGAAAGAAACUGAGCUGAAGAAAAGGCCGAUUUGGAGCAGUUCCAUCCACGCCGAACUCCAUCCUGACGUAUCCAGCUUCUCAGCGAGACAAGCCUUUGGGGGUCAGGGCUCGAUGUGUAUACCCAUCAAGGAAUGGGCUGCUGCCUCCAGGGGAAUGAACAGCCGCCAAGAUGCUGAGGAGUUGGAUGAUGACAUCAUAUCCUUAGAUAUGAAGAUGAGGUUUCAAGUAUAGAGGGCAAGGGGCAUAAACACGUACACAAAUUAUGAAUUUUUAAUUGCUUUAAUAUUUUUGUUUGUUUUUCUUAGUUUUUCCAAAAGAACUUCUAUGCUAGAAGACGAAUUAUUGUAAUCGAAGAAGUCACAUUCAACAGAGCAAAUAAAUUGAUCAACAAAUCUUAGAAUGAGAUUCAGAAUCCAGAAGACAAUCUUAAAUCGAAUGAAAUGAAUAUGGGAAUGGGAAAAUUGAAGAUAAAAAGUUAUUUAAAUUGAAAAGCAAACAUGGACCAGCCAGUUUUCAAUGGGAAACGAAUAAAAUGGUAAACAGAAUCUACACAUUACAUAUCACAUUUUCAACGUAUCAACUUCUGUGCAGUGUUGUUCAUAAUUACUAAUGCGCGAGUGUUGCAAUAUAGUGCGCGAGUGUUGAAUUAUAGUGCGGGAGUGAAAAUCGAAUUUCAUCAGUUUUUACACUUGCAUACAUACACACAUACAGUCACACUUUUUGCCUUGUUCAUGAUCAUUGACGGGGUUCUUGGGUAGUGGUGUGCUUCGGCACAUCUUACCUUACAUUUUAACACAAUCACCAACACAUACACAUUAUCAUAAAUAACAUAUAUAUUAGUGCAGUGCAGUGAAGUGAGUGAGUAGUGUUCAAAUAUAAUAUACAAAACCCCAGAAGAAGGAUAAUAGAUAUUGAAACUAGGAAUUUCAUCAUCAACUGAAAAUGGAUAUGAAUAAAUCUCAGAAGGAGAAAUGGAAUGAGAAUAGAAAUUAUGAAAUGCUGUGUAUUGUAGUGCGCGAGUGUUGUUUCAUAGUG
Molecule: messenger RNA, 2250 nt
Organism: Dalotia coriaria
Lineage: Eukaryota; Metazoa; Arthropoda; Insecta; Coleoptera; Staphylinidae
Exons: 4
Coding region: 1171-1446 (91 amino acids)
Source: RefSeq, a predicted model, not a curated record